Messenger RNA from Ostreococcus lucimarinus CCE9901, 915 nucleotides. RefSeq lists its product with no specific name. NCBI's taxonomy places the organism in Eukaryota, Viridiplantae, Chlorophyta, Mamiellophyceae, Mamiellales, Bathycoccaceae. The coding region runs from base 1 to 915 and encodes 304 amino acids. The transcript has a single exon. The record is from RefSeq and is a predicted model, not a curated record.
AUGGCGUCCCCGUUCGGCGACGCGGGCGCGGCGAAAACGAGCGUCGAUCCGUUCGCGUCGUCGGCGUCGCGGUCGCGGACGUCCGAGGCGACGACGACGCGCGCGAAAAAUGCCGUCGACGCGACGCCGCGGGCGCGCGCGCCCGCGUACAGAGCGUGGGACGACGUCGAGGUGUUUGAAGUGCCGGAGACGCUGCGGCGAGACGGCGCGGCGCGAAACGAACGCUUCGUCGAACACGUCUCGCUCGAGGGAUUGUUCGGCGCGACGUUCGCCGACGCGUUUCACGACGACGCAUCGUUUCGCACGGACGUGCGACGCGCGAUGCGGAAGGAUUUGUUCGUGCCGGAUGAAAAUUUAAGCGCCGAGGCGAACGCGGCGAUGUCGGCGCUCUCGAGCUCGGUGCACGUCAACUGGUUUGAAUCCCGCACGGGGUACGCGGCGCUGAGCGCGCUGUUCGCGUCGCGCGGAAUCGAAGACGUCACCGGUGAGCGCUUCAUUCGCGCGCUCGGUGGGUUGUGCGGCGAGCCUCGUCACGGCACGCUCAUCGACAUCGCGAGCCCCGUCGGCGCGCGAAAGAUUUCUCACUCCUGGCACCAAGACUCUGGAUACGACCGCCUCACCGUCAUGCUCGGUUUCCCCGCCGCCGCGCCGAGCGAAUCCAUGGGUUUACCCUCCGGCGUCGGCGUCUUCUCGCACGCCGUGAAGCUCUCGCACGCGUUGCGUCGUCCCUCCCCUCCCGGCGCCGUGCUUCAGUGGGAAGACGUCGCCUCCGCGCGCGACGUCCGUCUCGACGCCCGUUUCGUCGCCCGUCCCGCGUUCGCGCGCCAUCGCGAGAUCAUCGUCUAUCGCGAUUCAUCCAUCCUGCACUCCGCGCCCGACGUCGCGCAUCGCGAGGCCGUGUGGCGUUUCAUGUAA